AUGGGGUUGGAGGCGAGGGGUGUCGACAAUGACACUCGCGGAUGGAUUCUGAGCAGCGUGAGCGGCGUGGCUUGCGUCUUUGGCGCGUCCAUCAUCUGCGUUGAUGCUUUGGUGCGCCUCAUUCCGGGCAAGGCCAACUUCCGUAUCCAGGACAGCAACGUUUUCCUUGCGUGCUCGCUGAGCUUGAGCUUUGGCGUCAUGCUCUUCUCCUCGUUGUUCAGCAUGCUCCCCGAGUCCAAAGAAUACUUUAAGCAAGAGGGCUGGACAGACCAGGCUGCUGGUCUUUUCAUGAUGGGCUUCUUUGCCACAGGCUUCGUUGGCAUCCAAGUUGUCUCGCGACUCGUCCACCAGUUUAUGCCCUCCCACGUCGUCGACUGCGACCAUAGCCACGACGAUACUGCCUCUCACGAUGGGCAUUCUCACCAUACACACUCGGAUCGAGCUCGCUCGCGAUCUAAUCGCGGUCGUCGCAUGCUGUCUCGAGCCCCCGACAAUAAAAUAUCUGAUAUUGCCGAGACAAGUAGCGAUGAUCAGCAGCUCACCAGCGAAUCAACUCCUCUACUUAGCUCUGGGAGCCGUGAUGCUAACAAUACGACAUUGACUCGUCAAGCCUCUGCGAGAGACGAAAUGAUCCAGCGAUCCGGCAGUCCCUUGAUGCUGACCCGUAGCAGAACCACUACCGCCGGUGAUUCCACAACCGGUAGCAGACGGCCUUCCAUUCUCGAGGUUCAGAAGCGGGUCAUGUCCUUUGUCAGAGAUACAAAAGCCAACUGUGAUGAAUCUGGACCUUGCUACGGAUACACUGAUCCUUGUGGCCAGGAAUGCUUCAAACACAUGAGCAGUCGCGCGGCCAGUAAUGCGCGCCCGCUGCCGGCUCUUCGCACAGCUAAUGGGCAUUUCCAACCUCACCACUCCUUUCAUGCUACUCUCGAUCACAAUCACACCCUCGCAGAUACCAGCGACACGCCUGUCAGUCCCAGCCGUGUGGUAUCUCGCGACUCCUUGACCCUAACCGAUGAGGAGACGGAUGAUAAUGGCUUUCCCUGCGAGCAGAUGGAUGAGGGCGACAUGGAAGCUCAGCACCAUCACCACGUGCCUACCAAUGCCUUUCUCGCUAUAGGACUGCAAACGUCUAUUGCCAUUGCUUUGCAUAAAUUCCCCGAAGGCUUCAUCACCUACGCAACAAACCAUGCCAACCCUGCCUUGGGGCUCAACGUCUUCAUGGCUCUAUUCGUCCACAACAUCUCCGAAGGCUUUGCCAUGGCCUUGCCUCUCUACAUGGCUCUCAACUCCCGCUUGCGAGCCAUGGUCUGGUCGGCUGUGUUGGGUGGCUUGUCCCAGCCCCUCGGAGCGGGCAUUGCGGCUCUGUGGUUCAAACUUGCCAAAAAGACGCACAUGACUCCAAAUGCUGUCGCGUAUGGAUGCCUUUUCGCCCUGACUUCGGGUAUCAUGGUUAGUGUUGGACUCCAGCUCUUUGUUGAGAGUCUUAGCCUCAACCAUGAUCGCAACAUGUGCAUGUUCUUUGCUUUCCUUGGCAUGUCCCUGUUGGGUUUGAGCAAUGCCCUUUUCGCAGACCACUAG
Molecule: messenger RNA, 1581 nt
Organism: Trichoderma gamsii
Lineage: Eukaryota; Fungi; Ascomycota; Sordariomycetes; Hypocreales; Hypocreaceae
Exons: 3
Coding region: 1-1581 (526 amino acids)
Biological process (GO): zinc ion transmembrane transport
Cellular component (GO): membrane
Molecular function (GO): zinc ion transmembrane transporter activity
Source: RefSeq, a predicted model, not a curated record